AUAGUACCAAUGUUGGGUGCUCCAACAAAUACAAUGUAUAGCUUGUGACGCAAAAUUAGGGCAAGAUGUAUUUUUGUAACCAAAUAUAGUUGUCUAGUAGGCAGCGGCUCCAUGCACGCAUUGCAUGAAAGUUUACGUGAUGGCAUAAAGGCGUAUCAAGGCGCUUAAUUGCGUUCAAUUUAGAGUAUUAAUUGGGUGAAAUUCUGAAAACCCAUUUGAAAUCCGAACCAGUUUAAUGAAUUGAAUGAUCCGUCCGUCCAUGUCAUUCACCGAAUGCCAGAGGAUUUGUGACCAGAGAUUUGUCCUUGUGUUGUUUGUUUUUGUUUCGGCUUCGAAGUUGGAUUGUGUUUCUUGUGCUGUGUAUUGGGCUCCGAACAAUUCAUGCUUGUUCUUACUCCCAGGAUUUAUAGAGUAUUUGAUCGUUUUCUGCUUCAAUUAAUGUUGGAGGUUGCAUCUUAUUGGGGUUAUCAGUUUGAUAUAUUCGUGGACGGGAUCAUACAUGCUUUUCAAGGCAAAUUCGAGGGUUUCCUGGAGGUGGGCGGGUUGUUGAUCCGAUCUUAAAGUUUGAACAUUUUGAUGGAUCAAUGAAUGCAGGUUUAAAUGGUGAAAUUCAAGAAGGGUAGGGAUUUGUAGAGAUUAGAUAGCGUUUGAUGGGGAAUACAUGCGUCGGUCCUAAUUUGGGGAACAAGGGAUUCUUAAACUCUGUGACCAACGCGGUCUGGAAAAACCGGCAGCAAGAUACCCUUCCAGCCCCAAAUCAGGACCAAGAAUCCAACAGUGGUAAGGAUAAGAAGGAUGGCAGCACAAAAACUGAUACUUCAGGGAAUUCAGAGGGUAAAGGCUCUGAUUCUACUCCGGCUGCUGUACAAAGCACCGCACCUCCAGAGGUCAAGAUUGCGGGUAAUGAGGCUAAAGCCGUGGAGAAGCCGGGGCAGCCAGAGAUAAAGGCAGGCAGUCAUACUGAUAACAAUGACAAGAAGCCGGCAGAAGAGGCGAAACCGAACAAACCUAGUCAUAUGAAGAGAGUAUCAAGUGCCGGACUACAAGUUGAAUCAGUGUUACAACGAAAAACAGGAAACUUGAAGGAUAUAUAUACUUUAGGGAAGAAGUUGGGACAAGGACAAUUUGGGACGACAUUUUUAUGCGUGGAGAAGGCAACUCACCAAGAGUUUGCUUGCAAAACAAUUGCUAAGAGGAAGUUAACUACUGAGGAAGAUGUCGAGGAUGUUAGGAGAGAAAUUCAGAUAAUGCACCAUUUGGCAGGCCACCCCAAUGUUAUAUCAAUUGUGGGAGCUUAUGAGGAUGCUGUUGCAGUUCAUGUUAUCAUGGAGCUUUGUGCAGGUGGAGAGCUCUUUGAUAGAAUCAUACAGAGGGGGCAUUACACGGAAAGAAAGGCUGCUGAGCUUGCUAGGUUAAUAGUUGGUGUCGUGGAAGCCUGUCAUUCCUUGGGAGUUAUGCACAGGGAUUUAAAACCAGAGAAUUUUCUUUUUGUGAAUGAGGAGGAGGAGUCACCACUUAAGACCAUCGACUUUGGGCUCUCAGUUUUCUUCAGACCAGGUGAGACAUUUACUGAUGUGGUUGGAAGCCCUUAUUAUGUGGCGCCGGAGGUAUUAAGGAAGCAUUAUGGCCAAGAAUGUGAUGUAUGGAGUGCUGGAGUUAUCAUUUACAUUUUGCUCAGUGGAGUCCCACCAUUUUGGGAUGAAACGGAACAGGGAAUAUUUGAGCAGGUUCUGAAAGGGGAACUUGAUUUUGUUUCUGAACCUUGGCCCAGUAUAUCAGACAGUGCAAAAGAUCUCGUAAGAAGAAUGCUUGUACGAGAUCCCAAGAAGCGGCUCACAGCUCAUCAAGUUCUUUGCCAUCCUUGGGUACAAGUCAAUGGUGUAGCUCCCGAUAAGCCUCUUGAUUCUGCUGUUCUAACUCGUCUGAAGCAAUUUUCUGCCAUGAACAAACUCAAGAAGAUAGCCAUUCGAGUUAUCGCUGAAAAUCUUUCUGAGGAAGAAAUUGCUGGACUGAAGGAAAUGUUUAAAAUGAUUGAUGUGGACAACAGUGGACAAAUCACUCUAGAGGAACUAAAGAACGGUUUGGAAAGAGUUGGUGCUGACCUCAAAGAUUCGGAAAUCGUUGGUUUGAUGCAAGCUGCUGAUGUUGAUAAUAGUGGAACCAUAGACUAUGGCGAGUUUGUGGCAGCAAUGCUUCACCUAAAUAAAAUCCAAAAGGAGGAUCAUAUGUAUGCAGCUUUUUCAUAUUUUGACAAAGACGGUAGUGGGUACAUCACACAGGACGAGCUUCAGCUGGCUUGCGAACAGUUUGGCCUAGAAAAUGUUCGCAUAGAUGAUAUAAUCCGCGAAGUUGAUCAGGAUAAUGAUGGCCGGAUUGAUUACAAUGAAUUUGUGGCUAUGAUGCAAGACACAGGUUUUGGCAAGAAGGGCUCAAAAAUUGUAUAGCCCGGUAAUCCUUGCAAAACGAUACGUUUCUAGUUUUGUAAAUGUCAUUGUAUCAAAGGGGAACAGCAAAAGUUGAGUUCAUCAUGUGUAAAGAUUAGUCAGGAUCUACAGCAGGACAGUGAGGUUUGUAUGGCUUUUAGUUUUUGUCGAUUUUGUAUCUUUUGUUCAUUGAUAGGUUGUUUUUGUUCAGGAUAUUAUAAUCUAUAGUUCAAUUUUAUUCUUUUACUUUUCUUA
Sesamum indicum (sesame) is the source of this 2678-nucleotide messenger RNA. The record is from RefSeq and is a predicted model, not a curated record. NCBI's taxonomy places the organism in Eukaryota, Viridiplantae, Streptophyta, Magnoliopsida, Lamiales, Pedaliaceae.